AUGAAUUCCGUGAUCGACGGCCCAUGCUAUACCUGCCGUAAUCGGCGCAUCCAGUGCGAUCAGUCCGGUGUGCCAUGCGGCAAAUGUCGUAGCGCAGGUUUAGCUUGCCUUGACAAACGUCCUCUUAAAUGGGUGAAAGGAGUAGCGAUUCGUGGCAAGCUUCAAGGGCACGUUUACGGGACUUUGGAUGAUCCCUCGCCAGGAAAGCAAAAUGGGAGGCAAGGCUCGGCCCAUCAGAGGCGAGCCUUGAGGCAGGUGCAAUCCUCGGGAACAAUUCUCGGGGAUCAUUCGGGGCCAUAUUCUCUACGCCAGGCCCCUGUGAGGACACUGGCAAUUCCCGACCCCGCUCUUUCCGGUCUGGAUGAUGUCUCCAAAUAUUAUCUUGAUUACUAUAAAGAACGAAUUUGCCAACUUUUCAUUGUCCGCGACACCACUCGAAAUCCAUUCCGACAGCUUAUUGCUCUAAGUCUGAUCAGCCCGGUGUUGAGCAAAGCUCUUCUUGCCCUUGCGGCGCGCCACCGUGCCAAUCAAUGCCAGACAUUCCACGAGCUGACAUCUCCGAUACCACCGGAACAGGUCACCGCAGAUCGUCGUGCGCUUGUCUUGAAACAUCAGGCUAUCGCGGCACUUUCUCGCGCGGUAGCAGAUCCUAUAUCGAGCAGGCAAGACUCGACCUUGGCUAGUGUGUUUCUUCUUGUUUUUUUGGACCUGGUAGAAUCAGGAAGUGAUGGAUGGAAUUUCCAUUUGGAAGGUGCAAAGAAUCUCGUGGCCUCAUUACAGCCUCAAUCUGAGCCGCAAGCCGGCAUCAAUCAGGGCCGGGGACAAACUUUGCAUGGAAUUUUGACUUUUAUUGCGAAGCAGAUCAAAGUAAUUGGGACUCUCGGUGCGACCUUCGUGCGGCCCCGAACUCUUUCGGGCUUCGUCAUCCCAGAGCACGAGGAGGCCCUCCUCUCAGAGACCACUGAUACUUCUUUUCUUGGGUGCCCUGACCAUAUUCUCCACGUGAUGCAUUCACUUUCCAUACAAAGGGAUAUUUUGUUUUCGCCUACUAUUGAUCCAUUGAUGGUGGAAACCCACGCCAGAAGAACACAUGAACUCGUACGGACUUGCGAAGAAUUUGACUGCUACGCCUGGGUGGCGCAACUGCAAAAGGUGUCUUCUUCUGCCAGGGAACGUGGCAGCCUAACUUUGCUGGCGCGCUCGUUCAAAGUUGGCACCAUUAUAUACGGCAAGCGAAUUUUGGACGCCAUGACGGCAUAUACAACGCAGCUUGUUGCUUUGGUAAGCGAGCUGCUUGACGUGCUGAAAGAUUUACAGAAUGAUUGGGCCAUGUUCAAGUGCGUUCUCUGGCCAAUCUUUGUUGCUGGUUUGGAGUCCUCGACACAAACAGAACGUCACAUCGUACAAACUUUGCUUGAGAAGUUUUGGAACGCCACCAGUUGUCUAAACGCGGUCAAUGCCGCUAAAACUCUGCAGGCCUACUGGUUUCAGGCGGAUGCCUCUGGGGUUGGACAAUCGCGUUGGAUCUUUGACAUUGGCCAGCUGGGUCGAGAUUGGUUAUGGAUAUAG
Molecule: messenger RNA, 1569 nt
Organism: Penicillium diatomitis
Lineage: Eukaryota; Fungi; Ascomycota; Eurotiomycetes; Eurotiales; Aspergillaceae
Product: Zn(II)2Cys6 transcription factor
Exons: 4
Coding region: 1-1569 (522 amino acids)
Biological process (GO): positive regulation of transcription by RNA polymerase II
Cellular component (GO): nucleus
Molecular function (GO): transcription cis-regulatory region binding; DNA-binding transcription factor activity, RNA polymerase II-specific; zinc ion binding
Source: RefSeq, a predicted model, not a curated record